GCGUUUUCCGGCGGGAGGAGGCGGCGGCGGGCGCCGUUCGGGCGCCGCCAGGGCAGAAGAUGCUGGUGUGCCUCUGGGGGUUCCUAUACAGCCACUACUUUCGGUUCUGGCUGAAGUGGGUCCUGCGGCUGCUGACAGGGAAGUGCGAGCUGCAGCGCCUCUUUGACAGCUCCAAGACCGGUGCCCGGCGGACGCUGUGCGUAGAACAUUCACUGGAAUCAUCAAAAAAUAAGGUUUUAAGAAAUGCUGUACAUGUUGAGGAAGCUGAAGUGGAAAAGUCUGUCAGAGAUGUAAUGAAAGAAAAGAAAAUUGAACAGAAGGAUACAGGGUUUAAGACAAAUCUGCAUAUAUCGUUACUGCAGAUAUCAGGUUAUAAAAAACUUUAUUUGAAUGUGGAAAAUCUGAGGAAGGUCCCAUAUGAUUCAGAUAACGAAGAACACGAAGAACAGUUAAUUGAGCUUUGGAAUUUGCUGAUGCCUCAUGAGAAUCUGAAGGCCAGGAUCACCAAGCAGUGGUGUGACAUUGGCUUCCAAGGCGAUGAUCCCAAAACAGACUUCAGAGGAAUGGGCCUGCUGGGGCUGGUCAAUCUGGUGUAUUUUAGUAAGCAUUACACCGACGAAGCUCGUCAGAUCCUUUCUCGUUCAAAUCACCCAAAGCUGGGAUAUUCUUAUGCAAUAGUUGGAAUCAAUCUGACAGAAAUGGCAUACAGCUUACUUAAGAACGGUGCUUUAAAGUCUCACCUUUACAACAUGGUCUGUGGAUUGCCACAGAUGGAGCACUUUCAUCAGUUUUACUGUUAUCUGGUUUAUGAGUUUGACAGAUUCUGGUUUGAAGAAGAACCAGAAAGCAUUAUGCACUUCAACCAGUACAGAGAGAAAUUCCAUGAAAAGAUUAAGGGACUUCUGCUGGAUUGUGAUGUUAUACUAACCUUACAAAACACAAAGAAACCUUAAUUCCUCUGCAGUCUAUGAGGUUCUGCAUAAAAAAAUGGAAUUAUGCAUUUGGAUGGAAGUUUUGCAUGAUUCACCAAAAGCGGUUUAACAAUGGAACUUUUUAUUUUAUUUUUUAUUUUUUUUUAAAUCAAAAUUCAGUUAAGAAAGCUUGGACAAUCAACCUCUGUUUACAGGUCUUUAUAUGCUAUUCUCCAAAGGACAGCUUUUUUUUUUUUUUAAAAAAAAACCCAAACCUAACAAAAAAUAACCAACAAACCGACACAAAACCCAACCCAUCAAUCUCAAGAGCCUCUGGAUCACUUCCUUUCACAAUUUCUUGUCUUUUACUUAGUGCAGGAACAUGAAGCAGGUACUUAUGCUGCAUCAUGUUUUCCAUGAAUAGGUUUGACUGAUAACUGUUUUUUAAAAACUUAAUUUAAUUGAAAUUACUCUGCUUUUAGACUUUUUGUGUUCUUGUUCUGUACACACAAGUCAAUCGUUCACUCAUCAAUGUUAAAUUUCUCUGUAAUGAAGAGAUCUACGAAGGGGAGGUAGCGGUCACUUAUGGUGUUAUGGAAGAGGCUUAAUCCAUCAACAUAGUGAUUUACUUGCUAGAAAUUACAUCUGGCUAAGGAAUUUUUUUUUUUUUAUCUGUGGAUUUGUAUCAGAAAAUUCCUAUGUUUGGAAAAAAACUUAUUUUGCAAACAAGCAAAAAGAACCAUAAGUCAUCAGUGUGAGGAUCAGAUCCUCAAGACUAAAGCUACUCCUUCUAAAAAUAUUCCUACUGUAGAAAAUCCUCAGUUCUUUCUAAUCUGACUUCAGCUACUCCGGCUGCUUGACUUUGGAUCUGUGGUCAGCGCCUUCUUUUAGCAGCUGGUGGGGUAUUCUCACUGGAAAGUAAAAGAGAGUUAGCCCUUUUAUAAAGUUUACUCAUUAAAAACAUUUAUUGCAGCUACAGUCCUUACAUUGUGAAAAUAAAUUGACCGCUGAGUUCCGUAUUUUCCAUGGAAAGGAUGCAGCUGCAGUGUGUUCCUUAAUCUUGGCAUCCUCAGACAAUCUAGUCAAUAGGACUUCAUAUCUAUGUUGUGACUAAUUAUUGCUUAAAGCAACUUUGAACAGAUUUGGUAUGACCAUUUCAUUUUCUAAAACCUACUAAGUGCCUUCUGCUUUAUUCAAUCAGUGUUUCAUUUUGGUUCUAUAACCAGAUCUCAGCCUUAGAAGCUUGAGUUAUUUGGGAAAGACCCUUUCAGCAUAUACCUAAACAGCACACGGUGGCACAAAACUUGUAGAAUUUUGAAGCUUUCAUGCCUUUUUUUUUUUUUUUAAAUCAUCUCAGGUAAAUUAGUUACCAUCUAGUCAAUGACUACUCAUGAAGAGGUUCAAGGUGAAUGCAAAUAUUGAAUGCAAGAAGAAAAAAGACAAACCUGUUUCUGUAAUGAGUGAUGUUACACUACAUGAAUAUCAGAUGUAUUAUUAUUAUUAUAUAUGAUACUGCAUCUCGUGGGAGAUAAAACCCAUCUGGACGUGGUGGUAAGCAGCCUGCUUUAGGUGAUCUUGGCACCUGCUUUGGGCAGGGGGGGUUGGACUUGGUGAUAUCUAGAGGUGCCUUCCAACUUCAGUAAUUCCAUGAGUCUGAGGUGUCUAACUAGUGAUUUCUUGCACUGCAUCCACCCAGUUGCUUUUGAUCCCUUAAAUGCUGGUAAUCUCUUAUUUGUGGGAAAGCUGCCGAUCAGGGUAGCCAGUAUUUAUGUAGGAGGUAAUGCAGUUCUGUUUGCUUUUUAUGAUACCGUAGGUAUAGGCGAGAUUUAAAACAGUUGUUAAGUUUAACAUGUUCAGGGUGGAGAAAGGUUCAUCAUAUCUGUGUUGGGUUGAUGCUAUUUUACAAAAAAAAGUAACGUGAAGAUGCUUGUAGAGAGAGUAUUUAUGGUUAUGCUAUGGCUCGUAAGCUAGAAGGUCCAGAGGGUCCUAGAGGGGUCCUAUAAGGCCUUAAAUGGGGCCCAGGGCGCUCUAGAACAUUAUGCCAUGGCUUGUAAGCUGAAACGCUAAACUGACAAGAUUAGGUACAAAACUGACCCCAGGAAGACUGGUUCUUUUGGUACUCCCAGGCACUUGGUUCUCCAGUUCUCACUGCUGAAAAAGCUGAGAUCCUAUGGAGAGUGUUCUGGGACUCAGGUCCUGUGGUAGAACUCUGUUUCUUUGACCCUUGUAGGUACUGGACAUUCCUAAAAUCUGAGGGGGGGAAGUGGAAAGUGGACUCUUUCCCAGUGGAGAGGUUAGCUGUCUGUUACUUUCUAGCCCCAGCUUGUGUCGUAUUUGUCUUCCUUCAUUAAUAACUUCUGCCACUGCUUGUCCAUCUCCUUUGCAAGCAACACGAGACUGACUUCUGAAUUUCAGAAGUGACCCCUGUAUGUUUAGCAGCAGCAGGAAAGAGGAUCCCAUUCUUUAAUUUUCUGCUUGCUAGCAAGUAAUAAAUUGCUCUGGCCAUCUUUCUAAAACACUCCCCUCUGCUACAGUCUGCAACUUCUCUCUUUGGCAGCAGGUGCAUAAAUCACCUACACCCUCAUCUUUCCAGCCUUGAAACUUUCACUUAAUCCCUUUGUUCACAAGGGGACUGACAUUUACUGCUGAGGCUUUUAAAGCCCAACCAGCAAGUUGCAGAUUUCCUAUCACACACCUAAAGCCGUGUAGACCGAGUCUGGCAUGAGGUGCAUCUUCAUUGGUAGGAGCUGAGGGUAAACUGUGGCAGCGUACAAGGAAAAAGCAAACCCAGCCAUCAUCAGGUGAGCGAGAUACAUGGGAAUGCAUUAGUUUGCAUGUAGUAAUUAAGGUGAGUGUUUAUGUUGGGGUCCAAUACACCUCCCCAGUGAACAGUUAGAAUUUGCAUGUAUUUUUGUACAAUCAAGUAGCCCAAUCCUUCUGUCUGGGAGUCACUCACUAGGUGUAGACAGGUACUGGAUGUCCCCAUUUUGCACCAGUGGUAGCUAAGUGUAUUGUGGUGGUAGCUAGAAAAUACAUGGGAAAAGGUAAAAUUGUGUUUAGAGGAGAGCAAUGUUUUACUGGUCAGCGGUAUUGUACGCCUACAGUCUGUUGUAGGAUGACAAUCCUAAGGUUAUGGAAGAUUUAAAAUGGAGGCAGGUCAACUUUCUGCAAGGUGAUAGAAUCAAUUUGUUUAACAUCACAAAUUGUUGCUUGUGGUUUAUUCCAGGAGUCUUAAAACCUUGGUAAAUUCUCAUGUUAUUUAUUAACUCAUGUUUUAAAGUAUGUAUUAUCUUACUAGAUUUUUGUAGGUACUGUUAGUUUUCUAACUUGCUGCCUCUUUAAGCUUUCACAUAGUGAAUGCUUUAUAUGCAAUGGUAAUUUUAGGAUAAAAACUAAAACGGAAGACAAAAAGGUGGUUCUCUCAGUGUGUUGUUCCUGUAGCAACUGUUUAACAAACUACCUCCACUGUUGUUUAGUGUACGCUGAAAAUGUCGUGCCACUCCAGGAACAAAUUAAUAUGCAGAUAAGUAAGUUUACCACAAGGAAAAGUAAGAUCUAGACUUUCAGUAAGUAAACACAUUGCUUCAUAAGUAACCAACUUGAUCAGAAAGUGAUUUGAAGAUGGUGCUACUUAGGAAGAACAAAACCAAGGAUGUUUUGAAACUGGUUGUGCUUCUGUCAGCUGAUAUAGCAUGUAAAUAAUAGGAUGUUUUGACCUAAAAGACAAUAGGAAAAGGGGCCAAAUUAAGCACCUCAGAUAAAUAGUUUUGGAUUUUCUCUCUUUGAAAAACAAACAAAACGCAGACCAAAAAUUAAACCUACACAAAGCCCCGAUGGUUCAUUUUCCAGAUUUUCCAUCCUUGUUUAAACAACAAACAUUUUAUAAAAAAUAUUUGUUAGCCUUGUUUUAAGAAUUGUGAUGAAAACGUUUGUGUUUAGUUAGGUGGGAGUUCAGCGGUCAGUAUUGAAAAUACUGGUAGUGAACACAUGGUAAAGAUGUAACCUGUUUCUUUCCGUCAUUUUUGUUUUGUGUUGCUGUAGUACAAUGGUGAUCUAUCUGUGCGCUGAUGGUUCUGGUGUCAGUCUGGAUCUUGUCUUUCUCUAGGGAGGGGGGGGAAAAAAACCCACAGCCAAAGACAGCUUGUGGGCAGUUUCUUCCUAUCACACUGUGCUUAGAUAGCUGCAUACUAAUAGACAUUUCUGUUUACCACAGUAUAAAAGCAAUAAUGUAAACUGUGAUGUCCGUCUGUGUUAGAAAGAGAUGUUUACAGUGGUAGCAAAUAAAGAACGAGUUAUUCCAAAACACUGCUGUCAACAUUG
Cuculus canorus (common cuckoo) is the source of this 5231-nucleotide messenger RNA. It is a transcript of the gene ELMOD2, whose product is annotated as ELMO domain containing 2. Gene Ontology annotation, molecular function: GTPase activator activity. The record is from RefSeq and is a predicted model, not a curated record. The transcript is spliced from 9 exons. Bases 60 to 953 code for a protein of 297 amino acids. Gene Ontology annotation, cellular component: membrane. Lineage: Eukaryota; Metazoa; Chordata; Aves; Cuculiformes; Cuculidae.